AUGUCUCGUUCUUCUCAUCGGGAUGAUUUCUUUCAAACUACUGCUGCGCUUGACGAGCAGAAGCGAAAGGACGCUAAAUCUAAAAAUACAAAUGGAGACCCCAUCAGGCUACAAAGUAAGAUCUUGGCAGUCGAGGCAGACCCUCUGAACCCUGGCGCCGUAUUCGUGGCACAGAGUGGUGGCACGGUCAGAAAGAUUAUACUCGAAACAGGUGAAACUGCUGCUCUUUAUAAAGGACCAACGGCCCCCAUCACAAGCGUCUGCUUUAGCCCCGACGGUCGAUUACUAUUCGCCGGUUGCUGGGAUAAAUACGUCUGGUGCUGGGAUGUGGCUUCGAAGGAAGUGAAACAGAAAUAUGAAGGUCAUACCGACUUUGUAAGAGCGGUAGUCACUACCAGACUCCAGGGCAAGGAUGUCCUUGUCUCCGGCGGGGCUGACGCGCAGAUCUUGGUGUUCGACAUUGCCAGUGGCGAGCGGCUCUCCGUCAUGAAGGGACAUGCCAAGGGUAUCCAGGGACUUGCCGUAGAUCCAGUCUCUUUAGAUUCUGACAGCCAAGAGUUGGUUGUUUUCAGCGCUGGUAGCGAUCGGGAAAUUCGCCAUUUCGAUAUCGCAAGUGGCAGUAAAGAUCUGACUGGCACGGACGCCAUCCUAGCCCAUGAUACAAAUGUGUUCAAGCUCUUCUUUGACCGGGAUGCCGACUUGUGGACUGCCUCUGCAGACAAAACUGCAAAAUGCCUCGUGCGAGAGGAAGGCUGGAAGCCAAACUUGACAUUAACUCACCCAGAGUUUGUCCGCGACGUGGUUGUCUACGAGCAGGGUGGCUGGGUUGUGACUGCUUGCAGAGAUGAAGAGGUUCGCGUAUGGAAUCGCUCGACCGGACAACUUUACCAUACCUUCUCUGGCCAUUUCGAGGAAGUCACAGGACUAGUACUCCUGGGCUCAACGCUAGUCAGUGUCGGUAUCGAUGCCACCAUCCGUCGGUGGUCCUUGAAGCCCGAAGAUCUCCAGAUCGCUGUAGAAAAGGCCAAGAACACAUCGACUGAGGAGGAACCAGAGCCAAAUCCUGGGUCAAUGCUUACGGAGGAGGAAGAGCGUGAGCUGGCUGAACUUUUGGAAGAAGACUGA
This is a messenger RNA of Aspergillus nomiae NRRL 13137, 1125 nucleotides long. RefSeq names its product WD40 repeat domain-containing protein. The record is from RefSeq and is a predicted model, not a curated record. The coding region runs from base 1 to 1125 and encodes 374 amino acids. Lineage: Eukaryota; Fungi; Ascomycota; Eurotiomycetes; Eurotiales; Aspergillaceae. Gene Ontology annotation, molecular function: protein binding. The transcript has 4 exons.